Messenger RNA from Thermothelomyces thermophilus ATCC 42464, 874 nucleotides. RefSeq lists its product as uncharacterized. NCBI's taxonomy places the organism in Eukaryota, Fungi, Ascomycota, Sordariomycetes, Sordariales, Chaetomiaceae. The transcript has a single exon. The record is from RefSeq and is a predicted model, not a curated record. The coding region runs from base 446 to 766 and encodes 106 amino acids.
CUUUACGCAUUCCUCAUUUUCUUUUACCUGUCCGAUCGCGACUGCGGAGUAGACAACUGACGAACGCGGGUUUUGGCCGGGCCGGAUUAGAACCAAAGACAAUAACCGGGAGCAGGCUGUGAAAGUGGGCCAAGGUUCUCGAAAAGCAAAAAACUGGCCCGUUUGAUAAUGCCCGCGAUCUGGCCCAUCCGCCAACUUCAAACCGCCGCAGCGCAGGACUUGAUGGUAGCCAUCAGAGCAGAACACGGAACGAUCAUCCAAACGUCCAGACGAAGCAUGUACGGCUAAGACGUGCAAACCCAGCUCGACAAUAGCCUGCCGCGCGUUGCGGCGUUCCAGCACCCUGGCAGUAGCCAAGCGCCAAGGGGAAAGUUUUUGGUCACCCCAGCUACGACUUACGAUUUCAGAUCUCGAAUCCGGCCAACAUUGAGUUGUCGGCGUCGUCAUGGCCACCAGGACGGACGAUCCCCCACCACCAUCACCACCACCACCACAAAGAUCUCCAUGGCCGUGGAGCGGUCGAAAGAGACGCAACAGCGAGAGCUCGCUGUCGAGCUUGCGAGAGUUUGUGACAGGAAGGAGAAACUCGCUCUCGGGAACUGGGACGGAGCCCAACGUCCUCCGGAAGAGGCCACCGGAGCCGCCCAGUGCCACUUCAGGGGCUCGAAAAGGCAAGGAGACAGACGAGGAACGGAAGCCCUCUAUGGGUGCCGCCGCCCCCCGGUCGGGCGCUGGUAAAAAGGAUAGUAAAUCAGAAUCGCGGUGAGUAGACAUUUAAAUUACCUUACUCCGUAUUUGCAGUUGCUAUUCUUUUUUCUUUCCCCACAAUUUUGUCGUUUCAUGCGCCUCUUAACAUACCGGCUCGAGUUUGCCG